Miniopterus natalensis is the source of this 407-nucleotide messenger RNA. The record is from RefSeq and is a predicted model, not a curated record. Lineage: Eukaryota; Metazoa; Chordata; Mammalia; Chiroptera; Miniopteridae.
AUGGGCCGCGUUUGCACCAAGACCGUGAAGAAGGCAGCCAGUGGCAUGAUCAGGAAGUACUACAUGUGCCUGGUAAAUGACUUCAACACCAACAAGCACUUGUGUGAGGAGAUCGCCAUCAUUCUCAGCAAGAAGCUCUGGAAUAAGAAUGGGUACGUCACACACCUAAUGAAGCGCUUCCAGAGAGGCCCUGUGAGAGGCAUCUCCAUCAAGCUGCAGAAAGAGGAGAGACAGAGGAGAGACCAUUACAUACCCAAGGUCUCAGCUCUGGAUCAGGAGAUCAUUGAAGCUGACCCUAACAUGAAGGAUAUGCUGAAGCUCUUGAAUUUUGGCAGCCUGUCCAACCUGCAGCUCACUCAGCCUACAGUCGGGAUGAAUUUUAAAACACCACGUGGAGCCAUUUGAAU